UCACAAGGAGGAGUCAGAUUUCAGUAAGAGCAGAACAGUAUGUUGCCAGUGUACAUGAUAAUCAGGCAAGGAUUGUGUUGAGGAUAAGACAGCGUAUAAUCAACCUGGCUGCAGAGCUGUAAUGACCACACUGAAUGUUGGAUGGAUUGGGAAAGAGAAUGUAGCAUGAAAGUUUCCAAUUCUACAUGUCAGCACAUGUUGGAGCUAAAGUGGGAAAACAGUGGGAUUGUGUCUGUUUGAUUAAUGGGGAACAGUAUGUAUUUUGUUUCAUCCUUAGACAGUGUGGUGUUCCAGGUCCUAGUGAAGAAGCAUUUAAUCCUUGCAGUGCGAUUUGAAUGGCUUUUAAUUUCGUUCAUUGAAUUGACCUUCAUCCAAAUCGGCAUGUCUACUUACUACUUUGGAAUUCUUUUCAGGCAGUACUUGUCAAAAUGCAGUCUUACCUGCCCUGGUGCGACCACCAUUUCCUCCUGUGCAGCCGACCUUGGAUUUAAAACCUUUUCUUCCGUUCCCAUUGGAUACUGCGGUCAACCUCUUCCCCAACUUUAAUGCGAGCUUGGUUGGAAUUUCUUCCAGGACAGAUCAGUUUCAACCCUUUGGCAGCUGGAAGGCUGGGAUUUCGGCAAGUCAAUUAUGUGUCAGUAUGGACCCUGUUCAGAAGGCAGUAAUAAAUCACACAUUUGGAGUCCCUCCAAAAAGAAAACACAUCAUUCCAUGCAACAUCUGCCAGUUAAGAUUUAAUUCAGAGAGCCAGGCAUCGGCCCACUACAAAGGCACUAAACAUGCCAAGAAGCUCAAAGCACGGGAAGCCCCGAAAAAAAAGCAGAAAGCUGCUGCUACCAAGGACAGCGCAAAGACCACCUUCACCAUCAUCACUACCAAUACCAUCAAUACCAACACUGACAGAACAGACAGCACAACGGGAAUACCAUUAUUACGAUUAUCAACAGCAACUGCAGCAGAACCAGCAGCAGCCCUGACAAACUGUAGUGUGCAGACAAGUACAGAGACAACCUUGGGGGCCAACCAGAAAGAGGUGGCAACAACUGGCAGCAAUUCCUGCCUUCCAAUGGAGACAGAGGACGAAAAAGCCAAAAGACUGCUCUAUUGCUCUCUAUGUAAGGUAGCUGUCAACUCUGCCUCACAGCUGGAAGCACACAAUAGCGGUACAAAGCACAUAACUAUGUUAGAAGCCAGAAGUGGCAGUGGAACUAUUAAAGCUUUCCCAAGGCCUGCCAUAAAAGGCAAAGUUGCUUCCACGACCAAGGCAAUUACUGGACUACAGAACAAAACAUUUCACUGUGAAGUCUGUAAUGUUCACGUCAACUCAGAAACACAGCUGAAACAGCACAUUAGCAGUAGACGGCAUAAAGACCGUGCUGCUGGAAAACCACCAAAACCCAAAUAUAGCCCUUAUAACAAAGCCCAAAGAGGAACAACUGCACAUGCGGUAAAACUCACAUUAAGAAAGGAACCUGGAAAGACACUGACCCCCAGAAUUUUACCAAAUCACAUUACAGCCGCAGCGAUGACAGCAGCAGCAUCAGCUGUCGGCUCCCCCUUCGCAUUGCGCUCAACCCCAGCAGGUGCUCUCUUCCAAGCUCAAGCCCUUUCUCCAGCGUUAUUACGACCUGCACCAGGACCCAUACGAACACCUCACACACCUGUGCUGUUUGCGCCAUACUGAUCGGAGUCUGGACCAGUAGACUGUUAUAGUAUAAAGUACUGCAAUAACUUAAAGAGAAAACAGGGAACUAUGCAGUGAUAUUUCCAUAGGAUCAAAAGCAUUAGGAGAGACUGGACUACUUAAAAUUCUCAUAAAGCAUUCCUAAUUAAAAUUGUAGAGAAACUCUCCCUAGUGCAUAGUUUUAGUAAGGUUAGAAUACAUUUGUGAAUGUGCUGUUUGCACAACCCCCACCCACCCCAUUACAAGUAGUCCAUGCUUUAGAAGCAGCCGUAUGUGUGUCACAGGACAUUAGCUCUGCAUUCUAUGUAUAUAAAACACUGUGACGAUUACCCUCAUUAUCCCUAAUGCUAAGUAAACUGCGUUUGACAACAACAAUGAGGAGAACAACAUCAACAAUGUUAAGCAUUAGUGUGGUGCUUGUCUGUGCCAUUAGUUUAUGUGUUAAAAGUGCAAACUUUGAAAUAAAAAAUACUUACUUUGUUGACCACCUGAAUGAUUGAUCACUGAGUUGUCCAUGUACAUGUACAAAAAAUGCAGAAACAUGUUGCACACACAUGGAUGAUUAUUUGUUUGGCAAAUGGCAUUUCUGGUAUAAUACAGAGAGCGAAUGAAUCCGAGUCAACAAUCUCCCUCCCGACCUGUGAGGGCGCAGUAUAACGGGAACAGUGUGCCCCGGACUGGAUGGUUUGGCAGUUUAUUCCAGGGUCGGAGUCACAAUACCAGAAGUCAUCGCCUUAAUGUGGUAUGCGAUGUGUCAGUCAUGGAUUGGAGGAUACGUGAUUGCACUCGCUACCGAAGGGGGCGUGACUGAGAGUAUAUCAGGGGAAGUGGCAAAGCAAUCUGUUCCUCUGUUAUGGUUACGAAACGACUGGGAGGAGUAAAAAGAAACCGUGAGUGUUUAGUGUUAUUUGUCAUUGUAGAUGGCUAAAUAUCGGGGAGCUGUUGCUGUUAAGCCAGCAUCAAACCCGGACUGCACUGCACCACUGUUCUCACCGUUUCAUAUAUUCACAACACCACCUGCACCCGGAGCACUCACUGUUGGACUGGUGAUCGUGUAGGUGUUUUAAAGUGUGUGUUAUUAUUUCGGGACUGAACCUUGUGGUUUUGACUGGCUUUACACAUCGCUGUGUAUAGCCAGUAUUAUUAUUUAAGCAAAUAAUAAAGCUUUG
Acipenser ruthenus (sterlet) is the source of this 2853-nucleotide messenger RNA. RefSeq names its product zinc finger protein 385D-like. The record is from RefSeq and is a predicted model, not a curated record. Bases 641 to 1684 code for a protein of 347 amino acids. Gene Ontology annotation, molecular function: zinc ion binding; nucleic acid binding. NCBI's taxonomy places the organism in Eukaryota, Metazoa, Chordata, Actinopteri, Acipenseriformes, Acipenseridae. Gene Ontology annotation, cellular component: nucleus. The transcript has 11 exons.